Molecule: messenger RNA, 1626 nt
Organism: Archocentrus centrarchus (flier cichlid)
Lineage: Eukaryota; Metazoa; Chordata; Actinopteri; Cichliformes; Cichlidae
Gene: yju2b
Product: YJU2 splicing factor homolog B
Exons: 10
Coding region: 123-1331 (402 amino acids)
Biological process (GO): mRNA splicing, via spliceosome
Cellular component (GO): post-mRNA release spliceosomal complex; U2-type spliceosomal complex
Source: RefSeq, a predicted model, not a curated record
GAGCCGGGAAGUUACGUCUUUAUUACCCAUCAGCCUUCUGAUGUUGUUGUUGUGCAGCAGCAAGCAGCUGUAAAGUGAAAAGGGAGUGAAUCCACCACUGGUGUGGCGUUCCAGGUGUCACCAUGGGUGAGAGAAAAGGAACAAACAAAUACUAUCCUCCAGAUUUUGAUCCAGCCAAGCAUGGAUCCCUCAAUGGCUACCAUAAAACCCACGCCCUGCGGGAGAGGGCCCGGAAACUGUCCCAGGGCAUCCUCAUUAUCAGGUUUGAGAUGCCUUACAACAUCUGGUGUGAUGGCUGUAAAAACCACAUUGGCAUGGGGGUUCGGUACAAUGCUGAGAAGAAGAAAGUGGGGAACUACUACACCACACCAAUUUACAGGUUUAGGAUGAAGUGCCACCUCUGUGUCAAUUACAUUGAGAUGCAGACAGACCCAGCCACUUGUGAUUAUGUUAUAGUAAGCGGAGCUCGCAGGAAGGAGGAGCGCUGGGACAUGGCUGAAAAUGAGCAGAUCCUUACCACAGAGCGCACAGAGAAGGAGAAGCUGGAGACGGAUGCCAUGUACAAACUGGACCACGGCGGGAAAGACAAGGAGAAGCUAAAAAAGGCUCUGCCGUCUCUGUCGGAGAUCCAGGACUACCAGUCCACCUGGAAGGAUGACUUCCAGCUCAACAGCACCCUCCGUAGGAAAUUCAGAGAAGAGAAGAAAGUUCUGGCUGAGCAGGAGGAGAAGGACAAUGCAGUAAGGAUGAGAACCAACUUAUCCAUCCCACUGUUGCCAGAGAAGGAGGAGGACAAGAAACUAGCAGCACUACUCACCUACCAGACACCUGACUCAUAUGAAAACAAACAGCAGAGCAAAAGGAAAGAGAUUGCCUCUCGUUCCUGGUUUAACUCCACUUCAUCACCAGCAGGAGGUGCUGCAGGCAGCCUGCUCCAUAAGCUUGGUCUCCAGGGGAAAGAAGUAGCUGUGGCCAAAGCCCUGGGUUCCCCACAGAGUCCUUUAAUCCGGAAACGCACAUCAGGAUCUGGACUCAAAACUGAACAGUGUGCCACCGUCACCCGCAGAAAGUCGCACCCUGAUGUCUGCACAAGUGACGGGGACAUUUUGUUGGCCACACCCACAGUGGAAACCCCAUGUAUAGUAUCAGAACAAAUGGGUCAGAACGAGACAAAUGGUGGUUUCAAGGAAGUGGAUGUCAGAUACACAGAGGAAGCAGACAAAGGACUGACAAAUGACUCUGGAAAGGUGGAGGAUCAGGGAAAACGCUCAGGAGGAGUCACAUCUCUGGUGGCCGACUACAGUGACUCAGAUUCAGAGUCUGGGCACUGAGACUGAAUCAUAAAUGGGACAGUUUGUGUUUUCAGUGAGCGGUCAUGAUAAAAUGGGAGAAUAAACUGUAGAUAUUUGUCACAGCUUCUUGUCACCUGCUGAAUUAAUAGUGCUGCACUCAUUGGUAAGAUGUGUGUGGCCUGCAGAUUUCAGUGUGAAUGUAUUUAAAAAUGUUUUCUAUCUGAACCUGACCCAACUUAAGAUAUUUGGUUAUUUAACUUCCCUGUCUCUGAUGCCCAAACAUAUGACCUGUUAAUGAAAUUACCUUGUAAAAUUAAAUGUAAACUGCUUUAAA